GGCUGCAGCCAUUUAACACCUUCUCACCUGGCCUAUAGCAGAUUGACGGCUGGGUGGGACACUUCUCCUUCUGACAAGGCAAUGUAUGAUGUCCUGUCAGAAGGAGCCGCUCACAUGGCCGCAGGGCAGCAGCGCAAUCUGCCAGCGGCUGUGUCCACGGGACACAACCGAUGACAUAUCACUACACCGGCCCGUUGCCAGUGUAAUGUGACCACUGUGAUCAACCACAGCAGAUCAAAUGACAAUUUUAUACAAUGGAUUGCUUCCUGUCAUGCAAUCCAUUGUGUACAAUUGUGUUGUUAGCUGUGAUUGAUCAAAGCAGUCAUAUGGUACAGACAGAGCCAAUCACAGCCCAUCUGUAUCAUGUGAUGAGCUUUGCCCAAUCAUAGUUUAUCACAACAAAAGAUUGA
Staurois parvus is the source of this 410-nucleotide messenger RNA. Lineage: Eukaryota; Metazoa; Chordata; Amphibia; Anura; Ranidae. The record is from the annotation of a GenBank genome assembly.